Tetranychus urticae (two-spotted spider mite) is the source of this 2176-nucleotide messenger RNA. The record is from RefSeq and is a predicted model, not a curated record. NCBI's taxonomy places the organism in Eukaryota, Metazoa, Arthropoda, Arachnida, Trombidiformes, Tetranychidae.
UGUAACCUGACAGUAAACUGUAAAACUAUAACAUCACUUUUGUAUACUUUUACUGUUGUAAAUAGGGGAAAAAUAGAGUUAUUUAUCUAUUCAUAUUGUUGUUGUUAUUAUUUGCGAUUUGAUUUAAUUUCAUUUUUACCUCAACCUUUUUAAAUUGGUGCCAACUAUUGAAAGUGACAUGGUUACAUGAACAACAACACACCAACAACCUUGACUGAUCUGAAAUGUAUUGAUUGCCAAUUUAUCCUUAAACCAGUAACCAUCAUCAAUUGUUAACAAACAAAGUACAAUUAUUACGUCAAAAGAGCUCAACGAGAAGUGUAAAUUCAAUUAUCGGAAGAAGGUUCAACGUGUCAAAUAAGCUUAUUGGUGAAAAUAGCAACCAAAAGAACCUAAAUUUAAUUCAAUGGACAAACUCUGAGUCAAACAAAGAGAGACAAACGAGUGAACCGUUUUACAGUUUAUUAAUAUUAUUGAUACUUUUACUUGUGCAAUAUCGUUUUGUAAACAACAUCUACUGCUUCAUCAUCUUAACCAAUGGACUACUUUCAUUCCACCAAUUGGUUUAUUUGAACACGCGAUCUAAAUUUCUAGAAAAUCAUCUAAACUUAUUCAGUGAAACGAUUGAGAGUAUCAAAAGUAACAUUAACAUUGGUGUAACACACGCAAAAAGCUAGUCAACUCAACUCAAAAUUAUGGAUUCAUGGAAAGAAGCAGCGUCCCUUAUAAUUGUUGUUGAAAAUACCUCAUCACCGUCAUCCUUGUCAUCACCAUUAUCACAAUCGUUUAAUCUAUUGAUGACCAAAAGAAGUGACAAAGCAUCGUUUCUUGGUUCAGCUUUCGUUUUUCCAGGUGGACAUCUAGAGACCUCUGAUUUCUCACCUGAAUGGUGGAAAGUGUUUAAUCAAGCUGGUUUCAGUGAAUCGCAUGUAAAUUCAGUUGUCAAACGGAUUAAUGGUCCUCGAACACCAAUAAUCACCGAGUGUCAAACCAAAUUAGCAGCUCAACAACAGUUUUCCUCAUCUUCAUCGUCAAAAGACAAUGUGCUACCUUCAGAUAUUGGACUUCGUAUUUGUGCCAUCCGUGAAACUUUCGAAGAAACUGGUGUUCUUCUUGCUCAUAAUUCAUCUAAUUCUAUCCAACUCGAUGCCAUAUCAGUUGAAAAUUGGAGGUCUAAAGUGAGAGAAAACGCAAACGAUUUCAUCCAAUUCUGUUUAGAAAUGAAAAUAGCUCCAAACAUAUGGGAUCUCUAUGAAUGGUCAAACUGGUUAACACCAAAUGCUUUAGGACACCGACGAUUUGAUACAAUGUUUUACAUUUACUGUACUUCAAACAAACCCGAAACUGACUCUGAUCAGAAAGAAGUGGCAACGAUUGAGUGGUAUACUCCAAAUGAACUCCUAGACCUGCAAAAGCAACAGAAAGCAUUUUUGGCUCCACCACAAGUCUAUGAAUUAUCCCGCUUAAGUAAUUUUAAAGAAUUUCAUGAACUGAAAGACUUUGUUUUUAAACGUGAAUCAGAUGGAGUUGAACGAUGGAUUCCAUUGAUAAAAGGUUAUGCAGAUGGCUCCGUAUUUUUCUUACCUGGAGACGAUUCGUACGGACUAGACAUUAAAACAAGCAUCAGGUCAAUGCCAACCUUAGAACAAGCCCGGAGUCUUGUGAGCCAUCUUAAUCGUAUCGAAUUCAAACAGAAAGUUUUGCGAGCUUUUUGUAACAUUAAACUAAACUGUGGCCAAAUUUCACCUUUAACAUUUCCUUCAGCGAUUUUACAAUCAUCUCUUUAACUAGCCCGUUAAAUCAAAUGAAACAAUCCUGGAAUAAAACCGGGGCCAUUAGUUGAAUAAAUGACAAUUUUUUAUCAAGAAACGUAAUGCGGUUCAUCAUCUCGCAAUGGUGGCCUGAAAUCUUAAUCGUAUUUUUUGCAUCUAAUUGAAAAUUCAUUUACAAAUUUUUUCUCCUGGAAGAAUGAGCAGUGUUGAGCCAUUUAAUUCACUGCAGGUUUUAAUUAUAAAGAAAAAUUUAAAUUUUCCAUGAAUUGCUUGAUUCUUGAAAAAUGGAAGAUGAUUCAUGUUUAUGAAAUUUUGCGGUACUUCUUUGAAGAAAUCAAAGAUCUGUAUUGGAGAUUAUUACUUGACAAUCAAAAAGUAGUUAAAGAAAUGCUAAUAAAAGUCAA